GGUUUUCAAUGAGGACCGGAAGUUCAGGCUAUAGUACUUUUCCUUCCGCCUCCGUGUCUCUUCCUAUGAGUUUCUGCAGGAUGCUGAUGACUGCAUCUAAGCAAGUCAGUGAAGUGUGCUGUUCCGGCGGGUGAUGGAGCUGGUGUGGCUGGCCGAAGGAUUAGCGGUGCUGGCGGUCUCGGGGCUGGUCUUGGUUGCUGUCAUUGCCCACAUAACUGCAACAAAGUUUCCAAACCUUAAUCGACAUGAGGAUGAAAAGUACUUUUUAAAUGCUGAAGAUAGGAAGGAAUAUCUGCCCAGCAUUCAUGAUCCCCCAACACGUGGCCUUACCAUAGUUGUCCCUUCAUAUAAUGAGGAAGAGCGAUUACCAUCAAUGCUGAAUGAAGCUUUAGACUAUCUAGAGAAGAGACAGAGGCAAGAUCCUGCAUUCACAUAUGAGGUUAUAGUGGUUGAUGAUGGCAGCAGAGAUCAAACCACAAAGGUUGCGCGGAAGUAUACCCAAAAAUAUGGCAGUGACAAAGUGAGAGUCCUCACUCUAGUGAAGAAUCGUGGAAAGGGGGGAGCUGUCAGAAUGGGUGUAUUCAGUUCACGAGGGGAGAAAAUACUCAUGGCAGAUGCUGAUGGAGCCACAAAAUUUGAAGAUAUUGAAAAAGUUGAAAAGGGUCUUGAGAGUCUCCAGCCCUGGCCUGACCAGAUGGCCAUUGCCUGUGGCUCUCGAGCUCACUUGGAGGAAGACUCAAUAGCCCAGCGGUCUUACUUCCGUACACUUCUCAUGUAUGGAUUCCACUUUCUAGUAUGGUUCCUCUGUGUUAAAGAAAUCAAAGACACUCAGUGUGGUUUUAAACUAUUAACCCGAGAGGCUGCUUCCCGGACUUUCUCAGUUCUGCAUAUAGAGCGCUGGGCAUUUGAUGUGGAACUUCUUUAUAUAGCUCUGUGCUUUAAAAUACCAAUAGCAGAGGUUGCUGUCAGCUGGACAGAAAUUGAAGGUUCUAAAUUGGUUCCAUUCUGGAGUUGGUUGCAGAUGGGCAGGGACCUUCUUUUUAUACGACUGCGAUAUUUGACUGGUGCCUGGCAGCUUGAAACAAGAAAAAACAAUUAGGUUAUUUAUACCAAAUGGAUUGUUUGAUAUAAAAACUAUGGUGAAUUAUUUCAACAGUACAAAAUAAGGAAAAAGCUAAGAUUGCUCUUUAUUAUCGUUUUGUGCUGCAUUUUGUGGAUCUAUUUUAAAAAUUGCCAAAUAUGGAUGUCCUAUAUAACAAGCCUUUUUCAUUUUUUUAAGUUUUGCAAUUGGGGAUCAAUCUUUUUACUCUUGUAACAGCAUUUUCCACUUGCACAAAAUAUUCUUGGGAAAAUGUACAGCAGAAAUUAAUACAUGCUAAAAAUCCCAUGGACUGCUUUUUAAUAAUGUCUGUCAUUGCAGUUAGCCAAAGCAUUGUUCUUUGUAUCUUUAUGCACAAGAGAGCACCUCUUUGAAUGCACACAGUGUCACUUUGGUUAAAAUGAAUGGGGAAUCCCUUGCGUAGGAGACAUCCCCAGUACUUGCAGGAAACACUUAAUUUGGACAUUGCUUUAUUUAAACUGGUCACUGGAAUUUUUAGAAUGGCAGCAUCCAUUUUCUAGGAUUACCAUGGAUGAUGUAGAACAUUUUUAGACCAGUGGGAAAGAGUUGUGCACUAGUUGAAUUCACCCAUUAAAUUCAAUGGUUUGUGAAAUUGCUUUAGCUGGAUGGCACCUACUGUGUAUUCUACUAAAGGUACAUUUGUGAGAUAUGCCCAAGAACUGGAGUCCAGAAGACAAGGAAAUGUUUGUGCAACAAGACUGUACUAGCAUCAGUUUUCUACAAUAAUUGUGAUUGUGUUAAGCUCUGACCAUAAUAGACUUAUUCUAACAAUUUUUCAA
Rhineura floridana is the source of this 1899-nucleotide messenger RNA. RefSeq names its product ALG5 dolichyl-phosphate beta-glucosyltransferase (gene ALG5). Bases 134 to 1099 code for a protein of 321 amino acids. Gene Ontology annotation, cellular component: endoplasmic reticulum membrane. NCBI's taxonomy places the organism in Eukaryota, Metazoa, Chordata, Lepidosauria, Squamata, Rhineuridae. The record is from RefSeq and is a predicted model, not a curated record. The transcript is spliced from 10 exons.